This is a messenger RNA of Thlaspi arvense, 1854 nucleotides long. The record is from the annotation of a GenBank genome assembly. NCBI's taxonomy places the organism in Eukaryota, Viridiplantae, Streptophyta, Magnoliopsida, Brassicales, Brassicaceae.
AUGGACAAGCAUCACCAGCAUCUUCUGCUACAGCAUCAUCAACAUCUCCACCAUCACCAGAAGCUCUCGCUUGCUAAAUCUUCCCGGCAAAGCUGUAGUGAAUGGAUCUUUCGAGACGUUCCAAGUGAUAUAGCCAUAGAAGUAAACGGAGGAAACUUUGCUCUGCAUAAGUUCCCUUUAGUCUCUAGAAGUGGAAGAAUCCGUAGAAUCGUUGCAGAACACAGAGAUUCAGAUAUUACCAAAGUGGAGCUUCUCAAUCUCCCAGGAGGAGCAGAGAUAUUCGAAUUAGCAGCUAAGUUCUGCUACGGGAUUAACUUUGAGAUCACUUCAUCAAACGUUGCGCAGCUCUUUUGCGUCUCUGACUACCUCGAGAUGACAGAAGAGUACUCCAAAGACAACUUGGCUUCAAGAACAGAGGAGUAUCUUGAUAGCAUUGUAUGCAAGAACCUUGAGAUGUGUGUUGAAGUCUUGAAACAAUCCGAGAAUCUUCUCCCACUUGCAGACGAACUCAAUAUCAUAAGCAGAUGCAUCGAUGCCAUUGCCUCAAAGGCCUGCGCCGAGCAGAUCGCUUCAAGCUUCUCGCGGCUGGAGUAUAGUAGCUCAGGGAGGCUUCACAUGAGCAGGCAAGCGAAGAGCAGCGAUGGAGGAGAUUGGUGGAUCGAGGAUCUUUCGGUUCUUAGGGUUGAUUUGUAUCAGAGAGUGAUGAAUGCAAUGAAGUGCCGUGGCGUGCGUCCAGAGAGUAUAGGAGCUUCUUUGGUUAGUUACGCUGAGAGAGAGCUGACAAAGAGAUCCGAGACCGGACAUCACGAACAUGAACAAACCAUUGUUGAGACGAUUGUUACUCUUUUGCCUGUAGAAAAGCUCGUAGUUCCCAUAAGGUUUCUCUUCGGGUUACUGAGAAGAGCAGUGAUGCUUGAUGCUUCAGUUUCCUGCAGGCUUGAUCUAGAGAGGAGGAUAGGUUCUCAGCUUGAUAUGGCGACGCUUGACGAUCUCUUGAUACCGUCUUUUCGUCAUGCAGGAGACACCAUGUUCGAAAUUGACACGGUUCACAGAAUCUUGGUGAAUUUCUCACAACAAGGAGGAGAUGAUAGUGAGGAUGAAGAGUCCGUGUUUGAAUGUGACAGUCCAAAUUCGCCUUCACAAAGCGCCAUGUUCAAAGUUGCAAAGCUUGUAGACAGCUAUCUUGCUGAGAUUGCUCCCGAUGCUAAUCUUGACCUUCCCAAAUUCUUGCUCAUUGCAGAAGCCUUACCGCUUCAUGCUCGUACACUUCAUGAUGGCUUAUACCGCGCCACUGAUCUCUAUCUUAAGGCACAUCAAGGGUUAUGUGAUUCAGACAAGAAGAAGCUGUCAAAACUUAUUGAUUUCCAGAAACUCUCACAAGAAGCUGGAGCACACGCUGCACAAAACGAGCGGCUUCCUCUGCAAUCCAUAGUCCAAGUUCUCUACUUUGAGCAACUGAAACUCAGAAGCACCUUGUGCUCUUCUUACUCAGACGAAGAGGCAAAGCCAAAGCAACAGCAGCAUCAACAGUCAUGGAGAAUAAACAGUGGAGCUCUCAGCGCAGCAAUGUCCCCCAAAGACAACUAUGCAUCUCUGAGGAGAGAAAACAGGGAACUGAAACUCGAGUUAGCUAGGUUGAGAAUGAGACUCAACGAUCUAGAGAAGGAGCAUAUCUGUAUGAAGAGAGAUAUGCAGAGGUCUCACUCUCGCAAAUUCAUGAGCAGUUUCUCAAAGAAAUUGGGGAAACUUAGCUUCUUUGCGCAUAGUUCUUCAAGAGGUUCAAGCUCACCAUCAAAGCAGUCUUUCAGAACUGAUUCAAAGGUGAUGGAGAGAACUUGCGCAAGCACGGAUUAG